AUCUCUCAACAUUUUUUUUCAGACUUAUAUUCAAUUAGCGCACAUAAAUAUAACGUCGAAAAAUAUGUCAUCCACGGCAUUUACUGCCUCAGUGAAUGUAACAAAAUAUCCAGAUGUACUCUCUUCAAAUGACACUUUUAACUAUGAAUUGGAAUGGCUGAUAUGUGCAGGACUGAGCGCACCUUUGGGACUAUUCUCUUUAUAUGUGGCUAUCACACAAGUUGCAUACUGUGCUCUUAAGUCGGGAAAGACAAAAAAGAGCUCGGAGAAACGACGAUCAAGCAGCACAGGAUCGAAUAGUCACAGUGGCAAAGCAAAUGUACAAGAUAAGCAUGCUUUCAUUCUCAAUGCUAUGUGUGCUAUUGGCGCUAUUUGCGCAUUUUUGCGUGCUGGUGUCGAUUUUCGCCUUAUUUUUGGCAACAAUACUGAUCUCGGGUGUGACUUGUCCAUUAAAUUCAAGUUAGCGGCUUAUGCUCUUUCGCUGAUUGCGGUAUAUCUGGUAUUAUGGCUCCGUCAACGAACCUUCUACCAGCAUCCAAGAUUGAAGCAUCUCAGUUCAAAACUUAUCAGGGUUAUAAGCUGGACAAUGUGUAUUCUUAUUGUCACUGGAAUGGGAUCAACGGCAAUUCUAUUCUUCGCAGUUGGGCGGUACGUGGGCGUGCCAAACGGAUGCGUCGUCCAGAAAAGCAAGCUUACGUCAAUACGUUGGAUUAUUCUUAUAGGAUGCACCACAUUUUUUCAGAUAUGUCUUCUCACUCUCUUCGUUUAUCCACUUGUAAAACACAACAUGAGCGUACGUUCCGGUUCUACUGGAGGAGAUAAGAAAAAGAACCCGAUCAUACCCCUCAUACAGAGAGCAACGAUAACAUCUGCUAUAUGUGUUGCGACGGACAUAGCGUUCGCGCUAAUUAUUUUGAUUUUGAAAAGAGAUAUUGUGACUAUGUCAACAUUUAUUUAUGACGUCAACAUUGUUAUUAACGCAAUGUGUAUGAUUUUCUCGUUUCCUGAUUGGAAAGUAAGACUCAUGCCAUGGCGUGUGAAUUCCACUGAAGGACAAUCCACCGAAUUAAGCACAGAUGCGUCGUCGAGGAACCGCACAAGCGAGACAAAUGUGAUAUCUGCUAAUUCAGUUGCAUAGUUACUAAGAAUAAAAACAUUUACCACUGCAAUUGUUUUUCUGACUGUACGUUUGUGUGUAUAUUUUGACUCAUAUGUACAGUAUUCUGUCCAUUUAUUUUCAAAUACACCGCGUGUCUCUUUCUGUGGAGGUGGAGAAUUUGACUGUUCUAGCUGAUAUUUUGAAAACGUUUUAUUCUAUGUAUUCCUUAUUCAAUUUGAUUUUUGUAUUAUAAAAAUAAUAUUUCAUUUGAAAAAAAUAUUUCAAUGUACCACAAUAUGAAUUUCUAGCGUCUCCGGCGAUCUAUACACAGACAGAAAACGCACAAUGAAUAUUCACUUUUUUUUAAAAAAAAACAGCACUAACUUUGCGUGAUUAUCCAAAGUGUGUGUUGGAUUUUUUAGUGUAAAGUUUUUAAUUAACAAACAUAAAUUUUUCUACACGUAUAUAUACACACACAUCUUCAUAUUGUUCGUGUUUUUCAGCGGAUAUGUUGUCACAAUACUUAAUUCUACUACCCUACACAUUGUAGGCAUUUGGCCCGCAAUAACUGUCACA
This is a messenger RNA of Styela clava, 1675 nucleotides long. RefSeq lists its product as uncharacterized. NCBI's taxonomy places the organism in Eukaryota, Metazoa, Chordata, Ascidiacea, Stolidobranchia, Styelidae. The record is from RefSeq and is a predicted model, not a curated record.